AAAGAAGCGUGCCUUGCGCAGUAGCCGUGCGCGCUAGUGAUUGCAAAAUGCCGUCGGAGUCUAAACCUUUGUUGACAACUCAACCUGAGAAACCAAAUCAUUACUCAUAUUUGAAAGAAUUUCGCGUCGAGCAAUGCCCGCUCUUCUUACAACACAAAUGUACACAGCAUCGUCCCUUCACCUGUUUUCACUGGCAUUUUAUGAACCAAAGACGAAGAAGGCCCGUACGAAGACGAGAUGGGACCUUUAAUUACAGUGCAGAUAAUUAUUGUACUAAAUACGACGAAACAACUGGCAUUUGUCCGGACGGAGACGAUUGCCCAUAUCUUCAUCGCACAGCUGGUGAUACAGAGAGAAGGUACCAUUUAAGAUAUUACAAGACAUGUAUGUGCGUGCAUGACACAGAUUCACGAGGUUACUGUGUUAAAAAUGGUUUACAUUGUGCAUUUGCUCAUGGUAUAAAUGACCACAGACCUCCUGUUUAUGACAUAAAGGAAAUUCAAGCACUUGAGGUUGCUGAAACAGAAGGUACCAAUGCAAAUGGCCCAAAUGCUUUAGAUAAAGAACGAAAUUUAAUGAAUGAAGAUCCAAAAUGGCAAGAUACAAAUUAUGUAUUAGCAAAUUACAAAACAGAGCCAUGUAAAAGACCUCCUAGACUUUGUAGACAAGGGUAUGCCUGCCCCCAGUAUCACAAUAAUAAAGACAAAAGACGAAGUCCUCGGAAAUUUAAAUAUCGAUCAACACCUUGCCCAAAUGUCAAGCACGGAGAAGAGUGGGGUGAGCCAGCUAACUGUGAUUCUGGGGAUUUAUGUUCAUAUUGUCACACAAGGACCGAACAACAGUUUCACCCUGAAAUUUACAAAAGCACCAAAUGUAACGACGUGCAGCAGUCAGGGUAUUGUCCUAGAGGAGUUUUUUGUGCUUUUGCACAUGUGGAACAGGAGAUGGGGUUGACUCGGGACAGUGUUCCUUUAGAUACUGGUACAAAUUUAGCAGAUAUCUUAUCUAAUGCUCUGCCGCCCUUAACACAUGACAAAAAGGACAAAAGUAGUGAUAGUUCUAAUGGUAGUGGCGAGGCAUCUGAAUCAGCUUCGACUACAUCUGUAGGUUCCAAUGGCAGUUCUCACAAUAAAGCCCCCGGUUCCCAAUUAACUCACAAACCUAUUCCAUAUGGUAGACCUACAACUACAAUAGGCACAUUAGAAUUAACAAAACAACUAUUGGCGAUCGACAAUGAUCCAACGUUAGUUUCCCUUUUAGAUGCGAUAGAACGAGAGCAAAAGAAGCAAAAUUUGUGCUUAGCUUACAGUGGGAUAGGGCCCCCAGUGUCCUUCUUCAGUACUGGGAACGACACUGUUGAAAGUGUUGUAGGUAACGCUUUAGAUGAGUUACAGUUAGAAGAUCCAUUAAAUUUAACUUCAUUAGAACGUGAAUUGGAAUCUGAAUCUCCAUCGGUGUCAAAUUCUAUAUCGGUCGGUCUGGCAUCUUCAGCUGGUCUGUUAGGCAGCUCGGCCCCUGUAAACAUUCCGGGCGCUUCAAGGUCCGCACUGACCUCAUUCAGCCCGACCAGUAACAGUCCAUUACAGUUGCAAUCCAGUUUUCUAUCUGCUGCCAGAUUCUCGCAGUCUGAACAGAUUGAUCAUUACCUUAAUCAUUCUCAAAUUCCUCUCAGUAGUAGUGGCACUUCAAAGAUGAAUUCGUUUUCGAAUUUCUUCGAUUUCCCGCCUGCACAGAGUAGCAUUUCACCUACAACGCGCAACCACAAUAACUUUAGCAGCAUUUCGCCGAGUCUGAGCAAUAAUUUAGAAGUAGUACGUUUACGUGAAGAAUUACAUAGUUCUCGAAUACAGAUCUCUAACUGGGAAGAACGUCUUGCGCAAGCGCGAACAGCAUGCGAAGCAUGGCAACGGGAAACAGAAGAGGCGAACCGUAAAGUUCAGAUAACUGAGUCCAAAUUGAAUGAUACCCUGACACAGUAUAACGCCCUUCAACAAGAAUACGAGAAGAUUCAGGGUGGACCGCAUUUACACAGUAUUAAAAAGGUGUCGGAGCUUAGCAAGCUCUCUUUAAGCGAGCUCAAGAGCAUCCAUGCACUUUUAAGACAGGAUGUUGAAGAAAUAGAGAAGGUGUUGUAUCGCGAGACAGCAUCGAAAUGUAUGGUAUGUGAGGAAAGGAACAGGACAGUUACGUUGAAUUGCAACCACUUCGUGCUGUGCAACACGUGCGCCUUGACCCAGUCUGAGUGCCCGUACUGUCAGACUCCGAUCAACUUGAGUAAUAACAUCUGAAAUUAAUUUUUCUAGGCGGGUAUGCGACGUUUCUGCGUUUUUGUUUGUUUUUUUUUUCUCUUUAUUUUCGUUUAUUUUUCGGUCAUAUUUCUGUUUUUGUUUUCGUUUUGAGGGAUUAAAAGGGUUUGAUUCUGGGAAAGUACAAUUUUUUUCUGUGAACUGAUAUUGUUACGAUUCACAUCACAGCUUAAGGCUUUACAAUGAUUUUGUUUUAGUUUAUUUCGUAAAUAAUAUACGAUCGAUUACAAUUUUUUUCUGACAUUAAUUUGCAUCACUUUUGAGCUUAAAUUUGAAUCAGACGUAAGAAUUAUAUUUAUCCUGUAAAUCACCUAAAAAUGACGUCAUAUUAAUGAAUCAUUGAUUAUAUAUACAGUUAUGUUCUGAUAAAUCUAGUUUUAAAGUGUUAUGGAUUAGUUUUUAAACAUAUAUUAUUUUCUGACAAAUUGAGAUUGAAAUAGUAAUGAAAAUGUAGACUGCACGUUAUGGUUGUAUUAUUGAUAUUAUCUUCUUUUCUUUCCAAAAGUUAAAAAUUUUUUUCGAUCUGAACAAAAACGCAGCAACGUUUGCAUACUUUUAACAAAUUUUAACGAAUUGUCUAAGUAGGUUUUUUCAAAUGUAAUAAUUGCAUAACUAGUUCGCUAAAGAAUUGGUUAAACUCAUUUUUUUUUUUGAUUAAGUUUUUGCAUGGCAUUUAUUAUAAAGCCCUGUAUGUAUUCGUCUUUUAGAGCAGAAAGACAUUGCAUUGAGGUCGAUUAAUAAAAACACUUCAUGGGAACAAAAAAUCUAAUCUGUGCUGCACGCAAGAAAUAUACAAGUAUUGAACGUUUAUUAAGUUUUUCUUGUAACGUAAAAAUUAAUGAUAAAUAUAAAUAACAUUAUGUGAUAUUCUCCACAUUUUCUUUUGGACUGUCUUAAUUUUAAACUGAUUAAAAGUUAUUGUAUUGUGCAGCAUGCUAUUACGCGUAUUAUAUAUUUUUUAAACAUUAGUUGUUAAGAAAUUUCAUGCUAAUGUAACUUUAACUCCAAGACUUUAUUUUAAUGUUGUUUGUUUUUAUAUUCAUAGAAGACGAAACAAUUUAAGGUAACGCUGAAUUUACAAUAAUUGACGUUAUUUUGAAACUGGAGUCACUUCUUAAAUUUUUAUAACUGCAGUUUUGUGAAACAAAAUUGAUGAAAGUUUUUGUCUUGUCCAAAAUAUGAAUUGCGUAAGAAAAAUAAAAAAAAAAAUGCAAUGUCUGUUAUGAAAAAUUUUCUGAAACUAUUUUCUAUACUGACGAGUUGGAAAUGUUGUCUUUUUACAAUCUAAUAUACUAGAUUAGGUAGGUAGAAUAAUUAAUAAUUAAAUUAUAAUAAUUGUAACAUUUUAGUAGGUGGGUCU
Messenger RNA from Agrilus planipennis (emerald ash borer), 3666 nucleotides. It is a transcript of the gene unk, whose product is annotated as RING finger protein unkempt. Bases 48 to 2288 code for a protein of 746 amino acids. The record is from RefSeq and is a predicted model, not a curated record. NCBI's taxonomy places the organism in Eukaryota, Metazoa, Arthropoda, Insecta, Coleoptera, Buprestidae. The transcript is spliced from 11 exons. Gene Ontology annotation, molecular function: metal ion binding.